Podarcis lilfordi (Lilford's wall lizard) is the source of this 42159-nucleotide messenger RNA. NCBI's taxonomy places the organism in Eukaryota, Metazoa, Chordata, Lepidosauria, Squamata, Lacertidae. The record is from the annotation of a GenBank genome assembly.
AUGCCCACCUCAAAGUCUCUGGAGGAUGAGUACUGGAUCGAAGGAUCCCGCAGGGAUGCAGUCCUUGAGGAUUUCUACAUCAUGGGCCCGGAACUCGGCAGGUAAGGAUGGGAUCUAGAAUUCCUUCUGGCUGUUUAUUAUUACAGUGGUACCUCGGGUUACAUACGCUUCAGGUUACAUACGCUUCAGGUUACAGACUCCGCUAACUCUGAAAUAAUACCUCGGGUUAAGAACUUUGCUUCGGGAUGAGAACAGAAAUCGUGCUCCGGUAGUGCGGCAGCAGCAGGAGGCUCCAUUAGCUAAAGUGGUGCUUCAGGUUAAGAACAGUUUCAGGUUAAGAACGGACCUCCGGAACGAAUUAAGUACUUAACCCGAGGUACCACUGUAUUAUCAUCGGCAUGCAUGACACUUUGGAGGGACCAAAGGGGUGGGAAGCCAUUUUAUUCUGAAGAUCACUAGUCCAUCUAGCUUAGUACAGUCUACACUGGCUGGCAGCAGCUCUCCGGGAUUUGGGGCAGGCUUACGUGGAGAUGUUGGGAAUUGCACCCGGCACCUUCUGCGUCCAAAGCAGGUGCUGAAACGCUAAGCUGUGUGAGUUAUUUCGCUGUUUGGAAAUUCCCUGUAAGAUUCCAGGCUUCAUGGAUUCGAAUACAGGACUGGUUUUAAGUUGGGACGUAACACGCCUUAUACUGAAUCAGACUAAUAAUAAUAAUAAUAAUACAGUGGUACCUCGCAAGACGAAAAACUCGCUAGACGAAAGGGUUUUUUGUUUUUUGAGCUGCUUCGCAAGACGAUUUUCCCUAUGGGCUUGCUUCGCAGGACGGAAACGUCUUGCAAGUUUGUUUCCUUUUUCUUAACGCCGUUAAUACAGUUGCGACUUGACUUCGAGGAGCAACUCAUAGAACACGGUGUGGUAGCCUUUUUUGAGGUUUUUAAAGACUUUGGUGAUUUUUGAAGCUUUUCCAUAACUUUCCCGACACCGUGCUUCGCAAGACGAAAAAAAUCGCAAGACGACAAAACUCGCGGAACGAAUUAAUUUAGUCUUGCGAGGCACCACUGUAAUAAUAAAUUUUAUUUAUAUCCCACCCUCCCCAGCCAAAGCCGGGCUCAGGGCGGCUAACAACAAUAAAACAGUACAAAAGUACAGCACAAACAACACUCUAAAAUCAUUCAUUAUAAAAUUAAUUAAUUCAAGCCACUGGCAACCAUUGGGCCAGAGCUCCGCGAAGAUUGCCGAGGGAGGGAGUCAGGCUGUGCCCUGGCCAAAGGCCUGGUGGAACAGCUCUGUCUUGCAGGCCCUGCGGAAAGAUGUCAAGUCCCGCAGGGCCCUGGUCUCUUGUGACAGAGUGUUCCACCAGAUCGGAACUAUUGGUCCAUCUAGCCCCAUACUGUCUACACGGGUGGGCAGCAGCUCUGCAGGGGCUCAGGCAAGCCACCUUUCCCAACUUUGUUUGGAAAUGCCGCUGAGAAUUGAACCCAGGACUUCAGCAGGCAUAGGAGGUGUUCUACCGCUGAGCUGCAGUCUUUCCUCUAAAACAGUAACAAGAUUCCAGUCCUCAUGUUUCCGAAUAAAAGGCUGGUUUUAAUAGGUGCCUUAUACUGAGACACUGCUCCAAUUAUUAUUAUUAUUAUUAUUAUUAUUAUUAUUAUUAUUAUUAUUGAUUUGCAUACCGCCCUUCAUCCAAAGAUGGCAGGGCAGUCCAAAGCAUAAAAACACAAAGUGCAGAAUAAAAACAAGAACGUAAACAAAGUGAACCAAUAGCCCUCCCUUCCAGAAUAUUAAUCACCCCCAAACCUGGUAGAAGAGGAAUGUUUUUGCCAGCUCCCAGUGCCAGGUUUACAUAUAAUCUAAGCAAGCUAUAGUUUAGGGCCCCACUCUCUUGGCGGCCCCCCCCAAAGAAUUAAAGGGGGGGGGACCUGGAUGUACAUUUUCGAAAUAUGAGAUAAAAAACAAAUAAAAUAAAACCUACAUCCAGCAACAGUGUUGUGUAAGCACCUAUUUGUUAUGUGCCAAUAGCUUGAGAUACCUAUUAGGUCCAUAAAUGACCAUAUAGCAUAUAUUCAACACAAAAAAACAGCAACUAUUUGUUGUUGACAAAGGACAGCUGGACAUAGAAAGGGCCCCAUUACCUUCAGUAGCUUGGGGCCUCGUCAAACCGAAAUCUGGCCCUGUCUGCUCCCUAAAGGUGUAUAAUGAAGGAGCCAGGCAAGCCACUCUGGGGAGAGAAUUCUACAAACGGCAGAGCCACUGCAGAAAAGGCCCUUGUGAUGGCCUGGGAUUCCGAUUCGGAGGAUGAAACAGAGGAAUCCCGGCCUGCACAGGAGUCCCCGCCUCCAGGGCCGGCUGAACUGGGGCAAGGCCUUGAUGCUGAAGAGCCUGCACCUGUGGCAGUGCAUCAGGAGCUGGCCCCAGGUGAAGCCCUUCGGGCCCCAGAGGGGCUUGAUGACUCAGUGGCCACAGGUGAGCCUCCUCCAGGGCCCAGUAACCCUUCGGCCUCUCCUGAUCUGCAGAGGCUUAGGGCAGAGAGGCGAAGGGAACUGGUUGCCCCAGGAGGAGUGCUCGCCUUAAGGCCAGAGGAGGCGGGGCUCCUGGGGACCGGGACCGCCCCUGGCCUUAGAAGAGGAUAAAAGCCCAGUCAGCCCGGCCCCAGGUUGCGGGAGCAACGUCGUUGUUGGCUUCGGACCUUCCUGUGUUCCUGAUCCCUGCUCGGCUUCCUGUUCCUGACUAUCCGGUACUCCUGUUCCCUGCUCGGCCUCCUGUUCCCGACCAUCCGGUGUUCCUGUCCCCUGCACAGCCUCCUGUUCCAGCAUUCCUGUUCCCCGCCCGGCUCUCUGCCUCGGACCUUGCCCCUCUUCGUGUGGACUCUGCUACACCCAAGGUACCUUACCCCCGGGACCAGCACAGCCCUGCUCUCGUGUUUCCAACAUCCGGACCUCAUGUGGAGGAGGCACACAAAGAAUGGUGCCAGGAUUGUUGACACGGUCUGGCAGCGGCUCUCCAGGGGUCUCAGGCAGGGGAAAUAUUUCCACACACACCCCGGAGAUGCUUUUGGGGACUGAAUUGGGGAAAUCUGCCAGCAAAGCAGAUUGCCCCAACCAUAGGAGUUCCCUUACUGUUUAAAGGUAAAGGUAAAGGACCCAGUCAAAGGCGACUCUGGGGUUGCGGCGCUCAUCUUGCUUUCAGGCCAAGAGAGCCGGUGUUUGUCCUCAGUCAGCUUUCUGAGUCAUGUGGCCAGCAGAACUAAAACGCUUCUGGUGCAACGGGACACCGUGAAGGAAACCAGAGCACACGGAAACGCCGUUUACCUUCCCAUCACGGUGGUACCAAUUUAUCUACUUGCCCAGGCGUGCUUUCGAACUGCUAGGUUGGCAGGAGCUGGGACAGAGCAACGGGAGCUUACCCCGUCGUGGGGAAUCGAACCACUGACCUUCUGGUCGGCAAACCCAAGAGGCUCGGUGGUUUAGACCACAGCGCCACCCACGUCUGUUAGCUCAGUAUUGUCUACACUUACCGACAACAGCUCUGUGGGAGGUUGGUGAGGACUGUGGCCUGGGAGAGUUUUGGGGGCCAGACACCAAGGUCUGGAGGGCCGCAUGUGUCUGCAAAUGUCUAAUUCUUUCCAAAAAAAAUAUAUUCCUUUUUCCUUUUGGUGCCCCUGUUGUGCUACUGCCCCUAAGCACGUGCUUAAAUCUGCCUAGCGGGCAAUCCAGUCUUUUGCCCUUCAGGGUUCAGACCCCACCCCACCUUGUACUGCCCCCCUUUGAUUUUCACAACAAAAGAUGUUAGAUGUUAGAUGUUAGAUAAAUUUAUUGUCAUUGUCCGUAUAUACACAGUAUACACAACAACGAAAAUCAAACACCCACUCGAAGACCGGGUUCACAUACACAUUUGCACGUAUCUCCAACACUCUCAUCCUAUUCAGACAUAAUCUAUAAAAACAUAUCAUACUCCAGAAUGUAACAUAACCUAUUAAAAGCAUAACAUAACCUAAAAACCUGUCUCAUUCCUUCCUACUCCCUGCUUGCUAUUCCUUGCAACUGGCCCUGAGAUCAUUAUUUAGUGCAAUCAGAGCUCUUGGAUAGAAACUAUUCAGAAGGCGUGUGGUCUCGUGUUUUCAUUGUCCUAUAUCUUCUGCCCGAAGGCAACAGUUCAAAGAAGUUGUGAGCAGGAUGGGUGGGAUCUCUCAGGAUAUUGUGUGACUUCUUCAAAGUGCGAGACGUGAAGAUCUCAUCCAGGGUUGGUAGUUGGAGCCCAAUAACAUUCUGGGCAAUUUUAAUUAUUCUCUGUAAAGCUUUUUAUCCGUUUCAGAGCUGCUCCCAUACCACGAUAAUAUACUAUAUGUUAAGACACUCUCGAUGGUACUGUGAUAAUAGGACAGAAGUAGGUGCUGAGAUAGAUUCAGUCCCCUGAGCAUUCUCAGGAAAUACAACCUCCCCUGCACCUUCCUCACAACCAUAUUAAUAUUUACAGUCCAUGAGAGGUCCUCAGAGAUGUAAGUGCCCAGGUAUUUAAAACUACCAACCCUCUCCACCUCCUCGCCAUUUAUGUGCAAUGGUAAAAAUACGCUUUUCUUUCUCCUAAAGUCAAUUAUGAGUUCUUUGGUUUUUUUGGUGUUAAGCAUAAGAUUGUUUUCUUUACACCAUUGAAUUAACCCCUGUACUUCUUUCCUAUAAGCAGUCUCAUCGUUCUCACUAAUGAGCCCCACCACUGUUGUAUCAUCCGCAAAUUUGAUGAUUGUGUUGGACUCAUACAGUGGGGUGCAAUCAAAUGUGUACAGGGAAUAGAGAAAGGGACUUAGCACACAUCCCUGAGGGGCUCCUGUGCUUAAUACUAGAGUAGAAGAAUAGUAAGGGCCCAUUCUCACUGUCUGCGGCCUAUCAGUCAGGAAAUUCCUUACCCACAGACAGAUCUUCUGAUGUAUACCCAAAUUGGUCAUUUUAAGAAAUAACCUGUCUGGCAGAAUUGUAUUGAAGGCAGAACUGUAGUCCACAAACAACAGCCUUGCGUAGGUUCCCUGUCGUUCUAGAUGACUCAGUACAGUAUGGACAGCGAUGGAAAUAGCAUCAUCAGUAGAUCUAUUUCUUCUGUAUGCAAACUGGAACGGGUCUAGAGUGGAUGGAAGACCAGCCUUAAUAUGAUCUAGCACCAAUCUCUCAAAACAUUUCAUAACGACAGAUGUUAAGGCUAUUGGUCUAUAGUCAUUGAGAGAUACCACCACUGACUGCUUGGGGACUGCGAAACUCUGCAUGGGAGUCAAUCCCAUUGCGCUCAGCAGUCGAGAAGCACUGGUUCGCAUUCUGCACCUCUGGGUGCGCAUGCCUGCCACCAGAAACACGCCUGGGCAGAUGUCUCACACCCCGGCCAAGCUGCCAAGGACUGCUUUGAACUGACAAUAACAAAUCAUAAAACCAACUCUCGCUCGCUUUUUUCACUAACCUGAAGAGCAAGCACCCUCUUGCCAUUUUUGUCCACAACCCUGCGAGGUUAGGUGAGUCUGAGAGGCUGGCCACACCCAAAGCCACACACCCUGGGAUAUUCAUGGCCGAGUAAAGAGAUUUGAACCCUGGUCUCUCUCAGGUCGUAGCCCGACAAUCUAACCACUUCACAACACAGAUAGUGAUGAUGCUUAGCAGGAUAUUUAGUUUCCUUGGGUGGUGUUUAAUCACUUGGUGAACAUUCAAGCGGUGGUGGCGCUGUGGGUUAAACCACAGAGCCUAGGACUUGCCGAUCAGAAGGUCGGCGGUUCGAAUCCCCGCAAUGACGGGGUGAGCUCCCGUUGCUCGGUCCCUGCUCCUGCCAACCUGGCAGUUCGAAAGCACGUCAAAGUGCAAGUAGAUAAAUAGGUACCGCUCUGGCAGGAAGGUAAAUGGCGUUCGCUGUUCUGCUCUGGUUCGCCAGAAGCGGCUUAGUCCUGCUGGCCACAUGACCCGGAAGCUGUACGCCGGCUCCCUAGGCCAAUAAAGCGAGAUGAGCACCGCAACCCCAGAGUCGGCCACGACUGGACCUAAUGGUCAGGGGUCCCUUUACCUUUUACCUUUAGUUUCCUUGGGUGGUGUUUAAUCACUUGCUGAACAUUCAAGCGGCGGUGGGGGUAAAUGUGUUGGGUUUUUAGGAAGCUCCUGGCAUGCUCUUCUAGUAAAUACACAUUGAGAUGUGUUUUUAAAACGCUUAUAUUUGGGGGAUAUUAAUCCUGAUCAGUGCGGUGGCUGUAACAGAGCCGUUGGGUAAAUCCUUAAUUAGGGACAUAGAGUCUCUCUCUCUCUCUCUCUCUGGCUCUCCCAGGGAGGGAGGGAGAAACAGCAGAAUUCAUUUCACUGUUUCAUCGCCUUUCUUUCAGUCUUGCCACCGCCUCCAUGGUAUCUCUCUUAAGGCAUGCUCAGCCAAAUUGAACAAACAGACACCUUAGCCUUUGUUAAUUUUCCAUCUGGCUCAUGGGAGUGAGAGAAGAACAGAUGCUUUCACUUAAGAGUUUAUCUGCAAUUUUGCAAAAGCCCUUUCUUAAGCAUGCCGCGCCUCUCUAGUCAUGACUCCAGCCCCCCUUUAACAACACGCAAGGUUGCUCUGCUUGCAAAAUUCAGCUUCCAAAGAAUAUCCUUCCUAACUUGCACUAGCAAGUGCCUAUAUGUAGCAGAGUUAUAGGUAAAGGUAAAGGGACCCCUGACCAUUAGGUCCAGUCGUGGCCGACUCUGGGGUUGCGGCGCUCAUCUCGCUUUACUGGCCGAGGGAGCCGGCGUACAGUUUCCGGGUCAUGUGGCCAGCAGGACUAAGCCGUUUCUGGCGAACCAGAGCAGCGCACGGAAAUGCCAUUUACCUUCCCGCUGGAGCGGUACCUACUUAUCUACUUGCACUUUGACAUGCUUUCGAACUGCUAGGUUGGCAGGAGCAGGGACAGAGCAACGGGAGCUCACCCUGUCGCAGGGAUUCGAACCGCUGACCUUCUGAUCUGCAAGUCCUAGGCUCUGUGGUUUAACCCACAGCUCCACCAGCAUCCCAGAGUAGUAGCAGAGUUACAUUCCCCUUUUUACAUGCACAGCAGAUAGUUGGCUGCAGGCUUGUGUGAGCCGCUCACUUUUAUACAGUUCAACCUGUCUCAGAUUGAAUUGUACAUUCCUGGUAAGUUUCCUUGAAUCCCUCUUCAAAGAAUAAAGACGCGACAAUCUUAUUCAAAGUCAAUAAAAGAAGUUGACUCACAUCAGUUCACACUUGGAUUCCUGAAGGCAGACUUAGUUACAAAUAGGUACAUGCGGAUCUACCCCAUAUGGGGGAAUAAUCCCAGUGAGAGCUAGCAGAGCAGUCCUAGCUAAAAGCUGGUCAAACAAAGAAGGAAGUCAAAAAGAGAGGGAAGGGUGCUGCGUGAUUCGUCCUUUUGUUACCUGGACAGGUUAGGUCAUGCCCACCUUCUGUCACAUGCAAAAGGAAGGAUGCUCCAGCCAGGAGGAACAGGAAGUUUCGACUGGCUGGACCAAACAUUCCCUCUCAUGUCUUCUCUAGCAUUACAAGGAAUGUUGUACUUGACUGCCUCUCAUGGAUCACAUCCUACAAGAAUUUCAACUUACCUAUCUCUUCUUCUUUUACCCUCCUUUAGAACUUUCCAUGUGCAUGGAGAAUAUGUCAGGUGAAUCUCAGCGUAAUGCAUGGAAAUGUGUCUGGACGGACAGCGUGGUGUAAUGAUUAGAGUAGACAUUCCCAAAGUGAGGAGUACUGCCCCCUGGAGGGCGGUGGGGUUACCUCGUAGGACACUAAAAGGCAAGGGGGCAGCAGAGGAGCGCUGGAGGUGUAAAUCAGACUUUAAAAAGCUCCUCUCCUAGGUUCCUAUUUAAAUCAGCCCUUUAUUCCGAAUCAUGAGGACUGGACUGUUGCUCUACCUUGGUUAUUAAUCCCGAACACCGCAAGCCUGGAAGAGAGUGUUCUGUUUUGCGGACGUUUUGCGGAAGGCAGACGUCCGACGCAGCUUCUGAUCAGCUGCAGGCGCUUCCUGCGCUCAAUCGGAAGCCGCGUCUCAGUUUUCCAACGGUUCCGGGAGUCAAACGGCCUCCCGGAACAGAUUACCGUAUUUUUCGCUCUAUACGACACACCAGACCACAAGACGCACCUAGUUUUUGGAGGAGGAAAACAAGAAAAAAAAACAUUCUGAAUCUCAGAAGCCAGAACAGCAAGAGGGAUCGCUGCGCAGUGGAAGCAGCAAUCCUUCUUGCUGUUCUGGCUUUUGAGAUAGCUGUGCAGCCUGCAUUCGCUCCAUAAGACGCACACACAUUUCCCCUUACUUUUUAGGAGGGGAAAAGUGAGUCUUAUAGAGCAAAAAAUACGGUAGGUUCGACAACCAAGGUACCACUGUAUUUGUUUUGGAAAUGACCACAGCCCGCCAAUCAGUUCAGACAAUGCUGAUCUAACUGGGCCAGUGGCCUGACUCAGCGCCAGGAAGGCUCCUGUUGCUCCAUCUCCACCAAAGAUGGAGUUUCGGGCAUUUUGUCAGCAUCUGACGUCAAAGUCGGUUUUGCUUAUGCUGCUGGAAAUAUACAGAGAUGUGGGCAGGAUGAGAUUGCAAAGGAUCUGGGGAGGGAAGGGGCAAAGUGAGCACGGCUAAUUUUACUUUCCCAUCCACCUGCUGCUGAAGAUAAUGAGGUUCGGCGGAACAGAUGCCAAAACCAGGCUAUUCUUAGCGAGAGGAAGUAUAUCUGGUGCAGAUUCCGGAGACGCUGCAAUUUCCAUCAUCCUGAUGGAUGUUAAGAGCGGCUGUUUCCUAUCAUUUCCAUUUCACUUUUAAUUUGCACGGCGCCUUUUCAAUAUUGCUGCAAGGCGGUUUGCAGCGACGAAAUGUACAACAAAGACCAGACGCCUUAUAAAUAAUCAAUCAAUCAAUCAAUCAAUCAAUCUUUAUUACGGUCCGGAGACCCAACAAAUCAUUACAAAUCAAUACACAUUUCAGACAAGCCUUCCUCCAGGUUAAACAAGCAUUUUGUUUAGAAUAUAGGGCUCAUUUGUUCUUGCAACCACCGAUAAAAACUUUGCCACUGCUAACGUUCUAGCGUUUGUCCGGUCUUCCAGUAGGGACCUGACAUAGUGAGCCUCUGAUUUUCCCGGGAAAGGUACCAGCAAGGGUAGUAUCAGUUCAGCCCUGGCUUGCUCAUAUUUUGCACAAUGCAACAAAAUAUGUUUUAUGGAAUCGAUGUCUUGAGCACACGAGCAAAGUCUGUCCUGGUAGGGAACUCCUCUCAGCACUACAGAAGGAAAGACGUUUAGUCUGGCUUUGGUGAAAAGCCUUCGGUAGUUUGGUACUUUCAGGUUUUUAAUGUAAGAUGUUGACUUAAAGACAUACCCAUAUUGAACUUCUACUGCCAGCGGACUACAGACUGUGUUCGCAAGUCACUGUGUACAUUAUCCCAUAAUCUUUGCUUUAAAAUUUUUUGAGCGCCUUCAUAACCCAGGUAAUACACUUGCGGGGGAGACAGACCAAUAGGGGUGACUUUUUUAGCCAUGGUUUUCUGCCAUUUGGUGACAAAUUCCUCAUUGGUCAGGUGUUGGUACAAAUCCUUCCCUAGAUUAAACACUGAAAUCCCGAGCUAAUGUCCGAUACAAAAAGGUCUUAACUUUGAAAUGGAACGGCAUAUAUAUAUAAAAAAAGAAAUAUUCAAUAAUCCUUUGGGAUACGAUAGUGCGCAUCAAAGUUAACUCUCAAGACAUGAGCAAAUAAUGGAACAGAAACAGAAAUUCACUCUUAAGUUCCAAUAAAUAAUUGCCCCAGCUAUGAUCUUUUUAAAAACAUUUUUUGAUUCAUUUUCACUUUUAACAUUUAUCAUCAUACAUAAAUUAUCAGAUGUCAAGGAAAUAAAACAACUACAGUGAUACCUUGGGUUAAGUACUUAUUUCGUUCCGGAGGUCCGUUCUUAACCUGAAACUGUUCUUAACCAGCACCACUUUAGCUAAUGAGGCCUCCUGCUGCUGCCGCGCAAUUUCUGUUCUCAUCCUGAAGCAAAGUUCUUAACCUGAAGCACUAUUUCUGGGUUAGCAGAUUCUGUAACCUGAAGCGUCUGUAACCUGAAGUGUAUGUAACCCGAGGUACCGCUGUAUCUGACUUUUAGAAGACAUCUGAAGGCAGCCCUGUUUAGGGAAGUGUUUAAUGUUUGAUGUUUUAUUGUGCUUUUAAUUCUGUUGGGAGCUGCCCAGAGUGGCUGGGAAGAUCCAGCCAGAUGGGCAGGGUAUAAAUAAUUUAUUAUUAUUAUUAUUAUUAUUAUUAUUAUUAUUAUUAUUAUUAAUUUUGGCGGGUAUGCAGGUGUCCCUGGCUGCACCUCAGGAAGCCAACUCCCAGGCUGUGCGACGCACGAGCCACUUCGCUCCCCCCCCCCCCCCGAAGCAUUUCUUGUCAGCCUGUGCUGAUCCCGAAGCAUUUCUUGUCAGCCUGUGCUGAUCAGCAUGUAAUCUCCCCGUAAACACAAAUUUGCCAAUCUGCUCAGAAGGGACGGAGGCCGUCAAGUCCCCAGGCCUGGGCCAGACGGGGUCCCUUUCAGGCUCCAAAGCCGCUUAAAGGUUUAGAGCUUCUUUAGCAUUGCGGUUUUUAAUUAAAAACUGUUUUAGCAAAGGCAAGCCAGAAGCACACAUGAGGACUGGGGGCUGGUCUCUAUAAGUCCCUUCUGCACCCAGCUGUGUGGAUCCGAAAUCCCAGGAAAGGCCAAACUUCCCCAUCCUAGUGCUGCCACCCCCCCCCCAAAAAAAAAAGUUUGCUGGACCGAAAUUUGAAUCUGGCGGUGUAGUUCUUCAAAUGCACAUACCAAAUGCACCUUGGUUCUCAAACGCCUUGGUUCUCAAAUAACUUGGAACCCAAACACUGCAAACCCGAAAGUGUUCCAGUUUGUGCACUUUUUUCAGAAGCUGAACGUGCUCCGUUUUGAGUGUUAUGUUUUCGAUUUGAGUGCCACACUUCUAUUUUAAGGUCUGUCUGUCUGUCUUUGCUAUUUAUUUUGCGUUUUUGUUUUUGCGGCUCUUUUUUUGUUUUGUUUUUGUGACUGUGUGGAACCCAGUCCGGCUAUUGAUGAAUUGAUUGUGUGACUGCAGUACGUUGAUUAUUGCUUUCGUUUUAUGGAUCGAUGGUCUCGUUAGAUAGUAAAAUCUAUGUCGAAUUGCUGUUUUAGGAGUUGUUUUUAAAAGUCUGGAGCGGAUUAAUCCGUUUUGCAUUGCUUUCUAUGGGAAAGCGCGCCUCGGUUUUGGAAUGCUUUGGUUUUGGAACGGACUUCUGGAACGGAUUAAGUUUGAGAACCAAAGUACCAGUGUAUAAGGGGGAAAGUGUGCACUGAAAAUGCAUGUUAGUAGAAUAUGCUUCGCAAAACAGUUUACACGAGUCAAAACGUGCUUGUUGGGGUAAGUGGUGACAUGAUAUCGAUGCCUGUAAAAUUAUGCCUGGCAUGGAAGAAGUGGGUGGAGGAAUGUUUUCCUCCCUCUCUCUAACACUAGAACUUGUGGAUGAAGCCAAAUGUUGGAAGAUUCAAGGGCAGAAAUAAAGAAAGCCCCUCUUCAUGCAACCUGCAGAACUCGCUGCCACAGGAGGCGGCAAUCGCCACCAACUUGGGUGGCUUCGGUUUUAUGGUUAAUCAGUUUGCGCAAUUCCAUUUAGGUGGGAAUUCCCUCAAGGAAUAUCCUUUACCUUUAAAGGGAGAAAGGUCAAAGUUAGAACAUUGGAAGAGAGAGACAAAUUUUUGGCUACAUACGGAGAGGACCUUCAAAAGGAAUUGAAUUACCUUCUGGGCCUGGGGCAAAGCCAGCAUUAACACCAGCACCUGGGGAACCUGAAGAUCCAGAGAAGACACCACCCCUGGAGAAAUAACCAGAUAGAUCCAGGAUGUCUCUGCAAUUGCUGAGUUGGAACAUUAAUGGUUGUAACAUUCCGGAAAAAGGAAGAAAAUAUUUCAUAUAUUAAAAAAGAACAAUUGGACAUUAUCUGUUUACAAGAAACACAUGUGACGAGGCUCCACAGAAAAGUGUUAAUAAAUAAAAGAUUGGGCCAGGAAUUUGUUUCGUCGGACAAAGUUAAGAAGAGAGGCGUGGUGAUAUAUGCAAAAGAGAGCCUGUCACCUAAAUUCUUAUUUAAAGAUGAACAUGGAAGAAUUUUGGCCAUUGAGAUACAAUAUCAAGGAGAGAAACUGUUGAUAUUAGGAAUCUAUGCACCUAAUGAAGGGAAAUCGGAAUUUUACAAGAAGCUGCAGGGGACAAUGCUGGAAUAUCUGGAUUACAACAACAUCAUAAUGAUGGGAGAAAUGUACUUGGUCGUGUCAACUAACAUGGACAAGUCACAAAGUCAAAAUGUUACAAAAGACGGCAGACUACCUAAAACUUUUUUGAAAUGACUGACAAUAUGGAUUUGAUUGACAUUUGGAGGACAAAGAACCCACUAGGUAGAGAAGGAACAUUCUUUUCUGAAGCCCAACUGACCUGGACAAGAAUCGACCAAAUAUGGAUUUCCAGAGGCCUGGCACCUAAGGUCAGAAAAGUGGAAAUCUGCCCAAAGACCUGCUCUGACCAUAAUGCAGUAAAGAUGGAUAUGACACUACUACCAACUGGAUCCUUUAGAUGGAAGAUGAAUGACAAUUUGUUUAGAGAUCAGGAAAUUACCAAGAAGGCCCAAAAAGUUUUGAAGGACUAUUUUGAGAUAAACAUGAACAAUUCGGUGGAAAAAGAAUUGUCUGGGACGCAAGCAAAGCUGUAAUGAGGGGAUUCUUGAUACAACAGAAUGUAGUAAAGAAAAGAACACAAAAUGAGAAAAAGAUAAGAUCUUGGACAAAUUAAAAGAAUUAGAGAAGAAAUUAAGAGCGAAUCCAAAGUCACAGCCAACUCUGAGAGAAAUUAAACUCUAUCAAACACAAUAUUCUAAAUUGAUAAAUCAGGAAAUUGAAUGGAAGGUUAAAUUAAUGAAACAAAAACGUUUGAGUCGGCGAAUAAAUGUGGAAAACUGCUAGCUUGGCAGUUGAAGAGAAGACAAAGAUUAAACACGGUUACAAACUUAGAGGUUGAUGGAAAAAACAUUCAGAAUCCAGUGGAUAUUAGAAAGUGUUUCCAGAGAUAUUUUAAAAAUUAUACACCCAAGGGCCGCAAGACGAAGUUGAGAUUAAACAAUUUUUGCCAAAAAUGGACUAUCUAAAUUGUCACAAGAAAACAGGACAAUCCUGAACUCUAAAAUAACACGACAGGAGAUUGAACAAGCUAUUCAGAACAUGCAACUUGGCAAAUCUCCAGGGCCAGAUGGGCUGACCUCCAAGUAUUAUAAGACAUUAAAAGACUAUUUGAUACAACCCUUGAUGGAGGUCAGCAAUGAAAUUAUGGAGGGGAAGAGGGCACCGGAUUCGUGGAAGGAAGCGUUCAUCACAUUAAUACCAAAGUCAGAAGCUGAAAAGACACAACUGAAGAACUACCGUCCCAUCUCUCUUUUAAAUGUGGAUUACAAAAUAUUUGCAGAUAUUUUGGCAAGUAGAUUUUAAAAAGUAUUAAAUGAAGUAAUUCAUAAGGACCAGGCCGGUUUUCUCCCAGGUAGACAUCUGUUUGCUAACACAAGGAACAUUAUUGACAUCUUGGAACUUCUGCAAACAGAUAUAAAUACAAAAGCAGUUUUAAUUUUCAUAGAUGCGGAGAAGGCCUUUGACAAUAUUUCCUGGAAAUUUAUGAUGGGAAAUUUAAAAGAGAUGGGAGUGGGACGGGGUUUUGAGAAUGGGAUUGAGGCGAUAUAUUCAGAACAGAAAGCUAAACUGAUAGUUAAUAAUGUGGUCACAGAAGAGUUCAAAAUUGAAAAAGGGACACGACAAGGUUGCCCUAUUUCCCCUUUGUUAUUUAUUUCGGUUCUGGAAGUGCUACUGAACAUGAUUAGAGGGGAUCGGUUGGUGGAAGGAAUUCAGGUUGGUCAGAAACAAUAUAAACUAAAAGCUUUUGCAGAUGACCUGGUUUUGACCCUGCAGAAGCCAGAGCCCAGUACGAAAAGAGUAUUACAAUUGAUUAAUGAUUUUGGUCGGGUGGCGGGAUUUAAAUUAAAUAAACAGAAAACUAAGGUUUUGGGGAAAAAUUUGACUGAUACAGAGUCAGAACGGUUUCAGAAUGAGACGGAACUUAAUGUGGUUAAAAAGUAAAAUACCUAGGGGUAAACAUAACAGCAAAAAAUCUAAGUCUAUUUAAGGAUAACUAUGAAAAAUGUUGGGCAGAAAUUAAGAGAGACUUAGACAGUUGGUCAAAAUUGAAACUUUCUUUGUUAGGCCGAAUUGCUGCUAUUAAGAUGAAUGUAUUGCCAAGGAUGUUGUUUUUAUUUCAAACACUUCAGGUUUUGGACAAAACGGAGUGCUUUCAGAAGUGGCAGAGAGAUAUUUCGAAGUUUGUCUGGCAGGGCAAAAGCCCAGAAUCAAGUUUAAGAUAUUAACUGAUGCAAAACAAAGAGGGGCUUUGCCCUGCCGGACUUAAAGUUGUAUUAUGAAGCCGCAGCGUUCUGCUGGCUAAAAGACUGGCUACUUCUUGAAGACACUGAUGUGUUGGAUUUGGAAGGGUUUAAUAAUGUUUUUGGAUGGCAUGCAUAUUUAUGGUAUGACAAAGUUAAAGCAAAUAAGGCCUUCAAGAACCAUAUUGUCAGAAAAUCAUUGUAUAAUGUCUGGACAAAAUAUAAAGACUUGCUGGAAAAUAAAACACCAAGGUGGCUUUCACCUUUGGAAGCUAAGGCUCGAAAAAGACCCAAUAUGGAGGCUAAAUGGCCAAAAUAUUGGGAAAUAUUAGAAAAGAUGGAGACAAUUGGAAAUUGCAGAGUUUGGAGAAAAUGAAAGACAAAGUGCGAGAUUGGUUACAUUACGCUCAGAUUAAAGAAGUUUUUAAAAAUGAUAAGAAACUAGGGUUCCAGGUGGAGAAAUCGAAAUUAGAAACAGAAUUGUUAGAACCAAAGACUAAGGUACUUUCAAGGAUGUAUAACUUGCUGUUGGAAUGGAAUACACAAGAUGAAAUGGUUAAAUCGGCUAUGAUAAGGUGGGCACAGGACAUUGGGUAUAAUAUUAUGUUUGAGGACUGGGAAAAGUUGUGGAGUAAUGGAUUGAAAUUUACUGCAUGUAACGCUCUGAAAGAAAAUGUAAUGAAAAUGAUUUAUAGAUGGUAUAUGACCCCAGUUAAACUUGCAAAAAUUUACCACCUGUCUGAUAAUAAGUGUUGGAAAUGUAAAGAGUGUGAGGGAACGUUCUUCCACCUCUGGUGGACCUGCCCUAAAGUGAAGGCGUUCUGGGAAAUGAUUUAUAAUGAAUUGAAAAAGGUAUUUAAAUAUACCUUUACCAAGAAACCAGAGGCUUUCCUUCUGGGUAUUGUCAGCCAAGGGGUGGCAAAGAAGGACCAGACAUUUUUAUGUAUGCAACAACAGCAGCAAGGAUACUUCUUGCAAAACAUUGGAAAACUCAAGAUUUACCCACACUGGAAGAAUGGCAGAUGCAACUGAUAGACUACAUGGAACUGGCUGAAAUGACCGGCAGAAUCCGUGACCUGGGAGAAGAGAGAAUCGAGGAGGAUUGGAAGAAAUUUAAGAACUAUCUACAAAAAUAUUGUGAUUUGAGUGAAUGCUAAAUAAGAUGCUAGACUAAAUAACUGAGCACCACUUAACUUAGAAGUUUUUAAGAAAAUAAGUAAGACUGUGAAAGUUUAACUCUCUAUGAGAACUAUAAGAUUAUGAAACAUUGAAGAGAUAUAAGAAUUUAAAUAAGAUGAUAAAUUGCUGACAAAAUGUUAUAACGAUGAAAGUGGGAGCGGGGAUGUGAGGAAGUCCAAAGAAAAUGUGAAACUAUGUUAAGACAAAUGUUAUAUUGUUUAUUAUGUUUAUUCUUAUUGUAAAAUCCAAUAAAUUGCUUUAAAAAAAAAAAAAAUAAUCAGUUUGAGGGUUUUAUUCCCCUGCAAUCGAGCAAUAUAUAAAUUAUGAAAGAAAAAUAUAUUCAAACACAGUUCUGACCAUCCCUUCCUGCAAUGAUUUCAAUAGUUCUUUAGCUUGCCUCCUGAAAAAUUAUGAUCCAUUCUCAAUUACAGUGCAAUAGUGACAUCACUGUUUUAGGUUACUUGUUUGUUUGAUAUCCUGUCCUUCAGUUGAACUUUGAAGGGGGAAUUACAGCAUAUAAUGAUAAUAAAAAAGAAAAACGCAACAGCUGCAAAAAAAUUAAUAAGAUUCCCAAUAAGGUAAAGGGACCCCUGACCGUUAGGUCCAGUCGUGGCCGACUCUGGGGUUGCAGCGCUCAUCUCGCUUUAGUGGCCGAGGGAGCUGGCGUACAGCUUCCGGGUCAUGUGGCCAGCAGGAGUAAGCCGCUUCUGGCGAACCAGAGUAGCGCACAGAAACGCCGUUCACCUUCCCGCCGGAGCGGUACCUAUGGAUCUACUUGCACUUUGAGGUGCUUUCGAACUGCUAGGUGGGCAGGAGCAGGGACCGAGCAACGGGAGCUCACCCCGUCAUUGCGGGGAUUCGAACCACUGACCUUCUGAUCAGCAAGUCCUAGGCUCUGUGGUUUAACCCACAGCGUGAAUAGCCUAAACAGAGAGUAGCAUUGAAAGACCUGUGAUUGGUACCAGAAAGACAAUUAAGAUGUCAUUUACACGCUAAGCUUCUUUCUCAGAUACUUAAAACUCAGAUGAAAUAGCAAAAAUAAAUGAAUAUAAAUAAACACGUUGAUAUGGCUUCUGACAAUUCCCUGGUUGGUCUUUUCUCCCAGUGGGAAUAAGAUCUAUUGCUUAUUUUCUUUAAAAAAAAAAUAUAGGAAAAAACUCCUUCUGUAUAUAUAUUCUGGGAGGGGCGAAUGUGUGAUCACCUCUCUCUGUCCCCCGUUUCUCUAGGGGAGCCACGUCGGUGGUGUACAGUUGUGAGGAGAAAGGAACUAACGUCCAAUAUGCUGCCAAAAUAUUGAAGAAAACGGUAAGUGCCAAUCCCAUCUCACUCCUGUUAACGGAAAAAUCCGAGGGCUCCCUUGGACAAAAACAAAGACACCAACCAGGAUAACUUGGAGCAAAACAGCAGCCUGUAGGCUUGGCCUUUAUUGAACUGUUGCAACAGGGUGCUGCCCUCACUUGCAGGAGAGAGGAAGGACCCAGAAAAAUGGUGUGCAAGGCCUUAUAAAGACUUUUGGAAUUGCCACCCUGUAGAUCAAGACCACCCCCAGAAACAUCAUACAUCACAAAAAGGAGCGGUUGAGGGAGGAGUUGUGGUGGUAACCCGAGAGUCUUGUCACCUGGCUGGUUCCCCCUUUCCCCCUCCCCAUGAGUACUUUCCAGGGGACAGAGGGGAGUUUGCAGUUUCCUGCCCCCAGAGGGAAGAUCUGAUCAUUGUCCUUUGUUCCAGUCCGUGCUGAAUCCACUCCCACAGGCAAGUUCUUUGUGAUCUUGAUGGUCUUCUGUCUAGGACCAUCAGGGUUGGCAUAGCAACUGGGCAGGGCUCCUGUGGAUGUGCUGGGAUGCUCAAGGGAUUAUGGCUGGCCUGUAUCAAACCUUCCCCAUUUUGUAGUCCUUCCUUCAUGGAGUAAAAUAAAAGUGGAACGGUGCAAAUCCGAUGUAUGGUUGAUUUUCUAUGAAUUAAUAACAGAAGCAUAGUGCAUGUAGUGUGUGGGUGUGAGUGUGUGUGAAGUGUGUGAAGUUUGUACAAACUGAAUGAUGGGGGGGGGGGUUCCUGUGACACUCCAAAUGAGGAAUGAUUAGAUGAGGCUGCUUGUUCUUUGCAGGGAUUCCUCACUCCACCUCUAGGUCAGAGUGGGACAAACAGAGUCUAAGAGAAGGGAGUGAUCAUCAGGUUUGGCCAGAAUUCAUCUAUACUUGCUCCCUGUGUCCCUGCUGACCAUCAGCAGGUCUUUCCAAGUUGGCAAAAACAACGGGAAAAUGGUGGGGGGUCCUUGAGUUGCACUCUAUUCUUCGUUUUCAGAUCGACAAGAAAAUCGUCAGGACCGAAAUCGGUGUGCUGCUGAGGCUGUCGCAUCCGAAUAUUGUAAGUUAAGGGGAGUUGGCGAAAAGAGCACGAUGUUUGGGAUAGAACGGGUGUGUCAGAGAGUGGAUGACCUGGGGGGGUGGGAGAGAGUUCCGCAGGUCAGGGGCCUGCCACACCAAAGGCUUGAACCCUGUUGUUGUUGUUUAGUUGUUUAGUCGUGUCCGACUCUUCGUGACCCCAUGGACCAGAGCACACCAGGCACUCCUGUCUUCCACUGCCUCCCGCAGUUUGGUCAAACUCAUGCUGGUAGCUUCGAGAACACUGUCCCACCAUCUCGUCCUCCGUUGUCCCCUUCUCCUUGUGCCCUCCAUCUUUCCCAACAUCAGGGUCUUUUCCAGGGAGUCUUCUCUUCUCAUGAGGUGGCCAAAGUCUUGGAGCCUCAGCUUCAGGAUCUGUCCUUCCAGUGAGCACUCAGGGCUGAUUUCCUUCCGAAUGGAGAGGUUUGAUCUUCUUGCAGUCCAUGGGACUCUCAAGAGUCUCCUCCAGCACCAGAAUUCAAAAGCAUCCAAUCUUCAGCGAUCAGCCUUCUUUAUGGUCCAGCUCUCACUUCCAUUCAUCACUACUGGGAAAACCAUAGCUUUAACUAUACGGACCUUUAUUGGCAAGGUGAUGUCUCUGCUUUUUAAGAUGCUGUCUAGGUUUGUCAUUGCUUUUCUCCAAGUGGACCUCAGGGGUCACGUGGGGAACCACUAGAGAUGCCCCAUCAGAGGAUGAGCGAUCGAGAUGAAGCCUUAAAAGCCUUUUUCCAAUAGGAGAGCCUCACCAUGCCCUUUUCUGAACCUGGCAAGAUGGAGGGCUGUGGCACAACAACAACAACAACUUAUUUAUACCCUGCCCAUCUGGCUGGGUUUCCCCAGCCACUCUGGGCGGCUCCCAACAGAAUAUUACAAACACGAUAAAACAUCAAACAUUAAAAAUUUCCCUAAGCAGGGCUGCCUUCUAAAAGUCAGAUAGUUGUUUAUUUCCUUGACAUCUGGUGGGAGGGCACCACCACUGAGAAGGCCCUUGCCUGGUUCCCUGUAACCUCACUUCUCGCAGGGAGGGAACCGCCAGAAGGUCCUCGGAAAUGGACCUCAGUGUCCAGGUAGAAAGAUGGGGGUGGAGACGCUCCUUCAGGUAUACUGGGCCGAGUCCAUUCAGGGCUUUCAAGGUCAGCACCAACACUUUGAAUUGUGCUCUGAAACGUACUGGGAGCCAAUGUAGGUCUUUCAGGACCGGUGUUAUAUGGUCUCGGCGGCCGCUCCCAGUCACCAGUCUAGCUGCCGCAUUCUGGAUUAGUUGCAGUUUCCAGGUCACCUCCAAAGGUAGCCCCACGUAGAGCGCAGCAGCUGAAGCUCAAUUUCAGACAGCGCUUCCUGGUUGCUUAAUGCUGUCUUUUGAAAGGUUGUGAUUUGGGGCUCCUUGCAACCGGAGGGUCAGUGUCCUUCGUGACUGGCUGGUAAAUCGCGUACACAAAGACUGUCUCUAAAAUCUGCUAGGCAUCCCAUGGGGGCACCUGGGCCCUAUCACCAUCAAUAUCCACAGAGCCUUUCAGCUGCCGGAUGUGGGAUAAUCCCCCAGGACACUCUCCUUAUAAUCCCUAAUAGGUUGUCUUUAAGCUGCAAAGUGUGACAAUUCAAAUAACAUCCCCAUAUAUUGGGCUUCCGUGACACAUUAUGGAAGUCUGCCGACUUGCGAGAUCGUAUCCUUCUAGGAAUUGGAUGCUGCUCUGUAAAAGAGAAGUUAAUUCCUUGAAAGGGGGAAAGCUGUCAACAGUUCUGGAGGUGCAGUUUUGAGGAUCUGAGCCAGUGAGUGAAAGAGACUGGUUGUUGUUGUUGUUGUUUGUUGUUGUUUCAUCGUGUCCGACUCUUCGUGACCCCCUGGACCAGAGCAUGCCAGGAACUUCUGUCUUCCACUGCCUCCCACAGUUUGGUCAAACUCAUGUUGGCCACUUUGAGAACACUGUCCCACCAUCUCGUCCUCUGUCGUCCCCUUCUCCUUGUGCCUUCCAUCUUUCCCAACAUCAGGGUCUUUUCCAGGGAGUCUUCUCUUCUCAGGAGGUGGCCAAAGUACUGGAGCCUCAGCUUCAGGAUCUGUCCUUCCAGUGAGCACUCAGGGCUGAUUUCCUUCAGAAUGGGGAGGUUUGAUCUUCUUGCAGUCCAUGGGACUCUCAAGAGUCUCCUCCAGCACCAGAAUUCAAAAGCAUCCAAUCUUCAGCGAUCAGCCUUCUUGAUGGUCCAGCUCUCACUUCCAUACAUCACUACUGGGAAAACCAUAGCUGUAACUAUACAGACCUUUGGUGGCAAGGUGAUGUCUCUACUUCUUAAAGAGACCGGUGGAUCAAGCCAAAUCCAGCAUGCUGGUCUCGUAAUGGCCAGCCAGUUGUCCGUGGGAAGCCAGCAAGCAGGAGCCAAGUAUAGCAGCCCUCUCUGCUCCUGUGGUUUCCAGAAACUGGUAUUCAGAAGCUAAAAAAAAAUCUAAAAUCUAAAAAAAUGUAGUAUAAACACCGACAACUGGGAAACACUGGACUGUGAGUGCUCCAGUUGGAGAACAGCCUUUACCAAAGGUGUCUUGGGCUUUGAAGACGCUCGAACUCAGGACGAAAGGGAGGAACGUGCUAAGAGGAAGGCACACUUGGCAAACCCUCACCGGGAUCAACUCCUGCCUGGAAACCAAUGUCCCCACUGUGGAAGGACGUGGGGAUCCAGAAUUGGCCUCCACAGUCACUUACGGACUCACUGUUAAGACCGUGUUUAUGGAAGACGAUCUUACUCGGCUACGAGGGAUCGCCGAAGAAGUGUUGCUGCCUCAAACACUUAGGCAGCAAAUAGGCAAUGAGGCUAGUAAAGGUAAAGGGACCCCUGACCAUUAGGUCCAGUCGUGGCCGACUCUGGGGUUGCGGCGUUCAUCUCGCUUUAUUGGCCGAGGGAGCCGGCGUACAGCUUCCGGGUCAUGUGGCCAGCAGGGCUAAGCCGCUUCUGGCGAACCAGAGCAGCACACGGAAACGCCGUUUACCUUCCCGCCGGAGCAGUACCUAUUUAUCUACUUGCACAUGACGUGCUCUCGAACUGCUACAUUGGCAGGAGCAGGGACCGAGCAACGGGAGCUCACCCCGUCGCGGGGAUUCGAACUGCCGACCUUCUGAUCAGCAAGUCCUAGGCUCUGUGGUUUAACCCACAGCGCCACCCGCGUCCCAGGCAAUGAGGCUAGUAGCCACCAAUUGCUGUCUCCUCCAUGACUUUGUCUAAUCCUCUUUUUAAACCAUCCAGGCUGGUGGGCAUCAGGCCUCUGUGGCUGCGAGUUCCCAUAGUUUAACUAAGUGCUGCGUGAAAAAUGACUUUCUUUUAUCUGCCUUUCAUUGAAUGUCCACGUCUUCUAGAGUUAUGGAAGAGGGGAACUUUUCUCUGCCAGCUUCCUCCAUGUCCAAAAAAUUCUAUAAACUUCUAUCAUGUCACUCGCCUCUUCUCUAAACUGGAAAGUUCCAAAUGCUGCACACUUUUCUGACAAGAGACUUGCUCCACCCAGGGGCGGACCGGGGUAAUCUUUCGUAAUACAGUGGUACCUCAGGUUAAGAACUUAAUUUGUUCCGGAGGUCCGUACUUAACCUGAAACUGUUCUUAACCUGAAGCACCACUUUAGCUAAUCGGGCCUCCUGCUGCUGCCGCACCGCCGGAGCCCGAUUUCUGUUCUCAUCCUGAAGCAAAGUUCUUAACCUGAAGCACUAUUUCUGGGUUAGCGGAGUCUGUAACCUGAAGCGUAUGUAACCUGAAGCGUAUGUAACCCGAGGUACCACUGUACAUCCGACAACCAAGCUUUGACUGUAUCCUUUUUGAGGCGAAGCAGCCAGAAUUGUACACAGCAUUCCAAAUGCUGUUUGACGCCACUUAGAAACCACAGCGCUGAGUGCUAUAGAAAUAUUAAUAAAACCAGCAGUUAAAUCAAUUGAUUGAAGUGCGCACACUAUAAAAUAAAAUUACCGUAUUGGCCUGAAUAUAAGCCUCACUUUUUUGACUUCUGGGUUUUUUUAAGGAGAGGAAUGGCAGUGCCCGGCGCUUCGUCCUACUAAAGACGGGCGCUUUGGGGGUCGAUGAGCGAUGAGGGGAGGUUGCCAGGACUAGGCACCCCCCUUAAAAAACCCUGCAGAAGACCAGGGCUUUGAAGGGGUGCAGCAGAGUCCGUUCUUUCCUCCUGCCGGGACCCAGCUCUCGUAACUGCUUCAGCAGCAGGCGAGGGGCAGUUGAAGUGCGGCUUAUGUUCACGACCUUACGGUAUGCAGCCAGGAGCGCGGGGUAAACAGCGCCAGGAUCGCAGCAAAGCAAUGCCCGCCCCCUGCAUAGUCCCCCAUCCUCUCCCCCAAGGCCGGGAAGCGAGGGAGCGAGAAAUGGAGUGGCUUUUAUUCAGCUAUUUUUUGUCGUCCCCCCUCCAAUUUUAAAGGUGUGGCUUAUAUUCGGGUACGGCUUAUAUUCAGGCCAAUACGGUACAUAUUAAAACCUGCUGGCUUUACAUAUCUGCAUAGGCUUGCCUUACUGAACAGGUUUUUAGCAGGGGCUGAAGGCCGCUGCACCCUAAUAAAAUAAACAGUCAAACAAUAUUUUCUUUUAAAAAAAACAAAACAAGCGUAACAGCAACUUGAAGGACGAACAGCCAUUAUUCCAAGCUGUCGUUGACCUAAUUUUUUGCUCUAAUAACCAGUGGCGUAGCGUGGGGGGUGCAGGGGGGGGCCGGCCGCACCGGGCGCAACAUCUGGGGGGCGCGCUCGCACUCGCAGCUCUCUGCCCUUACCUGGUUCACUCACUCUAGGGGGCGCAAAUUACUUGCCUUGCCCUGGGUGCUGACAACCCACGCUACACCACUGCUAAUAACCAAUAGUUUCGGGGGGGUGGCAUUUAGGAUUUCUACAUGCACCCCUCACAUUCGCAAGCUUCUUCGUUCACUCAGAUGUUCAUUCAUAUAUACAGUGGUACCUCAGGUUAAAUACGCUUCAGGUUACAGACUCUGCUAACCCAGAAAUAUUACCUCAGGUUAAGAACUUUGCUUGAGGAUGAGAACAGAAAUCGGGCUCCGGCGGCGCGGCAGCAGCAGGAGACCCCAUUAGCUAAAGUGGUGCUUCAGGUUAAGAACAGUUUCAGGUUAAGAACGGACCUCCGGAACAAAUUGAAUACUUAACCCGAGGUACCAGUGUGUGUGUGUGUGUGUGUAUAUAUAUAUAUGUGUGUGUGUGUGUGUGUGUAUAUCUAUAUCUAUAUCUAUAUAUGUAUAGAUACACACACACACACACACACACACACACACACACACACAUAUAUGGAAUUCUAUUUCUGUUAUUUACCCUUUUGCGACUCCUAUCUGCAGCCUCCCCUGCUUGCAGGCGGCUGAUAGGGAGCGAUAAUAGGAUUGUAAACUUCUGAAGUUAAUAAGAGAUUGUGCCGCCACGUAUUAAGGGAAGGGGGGGGAGCUUUAAGCCUCUUCCUCUCUUCUCCCAGCGUCACUUACACGGCGGGAUCUUUCCAGCAGCCGCGGUUUUAAUCAUGAAAGUGCCAUGAAAUGUGCGGUGUCACCAAAAGUCUAAAGAAACCGUGACGUUUUCUUGUUUUCUUCUUCUUCUUUUUUGUUUUGUUUUAAAUGCAAUUUCCAAGUCUUUCCUCCUCCCUGGAGGGGAGGGGAAAAACGCAUUCACAACUGUCUAUUUCCAGAUGUGCUGUUAAGAACGCAAGCAGGAAAUCUCCUUGGCUGAAAAGGUGUGGUGUAUAUAUAUAUAUAUAUAUAUAUAUAUAUACAUACACACACACACACACACACACACACGGUGGUACCUUGGUUCUCAAACUCAAUCCAUUCCGGAAGUCCGUUCCAAAACCAAAGCGUUCCAAUACUAAGGCGCGCUUUCCCAUAGAAAGGAAUGCAAAACAGAUUACCGUAUUUUUCUGUGUAUAAGACUGUUUUUUUCCCUUUAAAAUAAUGUCCAAAUUUUGGGGGUGUCAUACACUGAUAGAUCUCCCCCCCUUUCUUAAAUUGGAGUCCCCCAAAAUAGGUGGCAUCUUAUACAUGGAGGUGUCUUAUAGACGGAAAAAUACGGUAAUCGGUUCCAGACUUUUAAAAACAACCCCUAAAACAGCAAUUUACCAUGAAUUUUACUAUCUAACGAGACCCUUGAUCUAUAAAAUGAAAGCAAUAAUCAAUGUACUGUACUUCUUUGGCGAUCCCUUGUAGCCGAGUAAGACUGACUUCCAUAAACACGGUUUUAACAAUGAAUCCGUAAGUGACUGUGGAGGCCAAUUCUGGAUCCACACGUCCUUCCAUAGUGGGGACAUUGGUUUCUGGGCGGGGGUUGAUCACAGUGUGGAUUUGCCAAGCCUGCCUUCCUCUUAGCACGUUUCUCCCUUGCGUCCUGAGCUCGAAUGUUUUCAAAGCCCACGACACCUUUGGUAAAGGCUGUUCUCCAACUGGAGCGCUCGCAGGCCAGUGUUUCCCAGUUGCCGGUGUUUAAACUACAUUUUUAAAGAUUUGCCUUGAGAGAGUCUUUAAACCUCUUUUGUUGACCGCUGGCAUUAUGCUUUCCAUUCUUAAGUUCGGAAUAGAGGAGUUGCUUUGGAAGACGAUCAUCAGGCAUCCGCACAACAUGCCCAGUGCAACAAAGUUGAUGUUGAAGAAUCAUCUCUUUGACACUGGUGUCUUUGCUUCUUCCAGUACACUGGCUUUAAUUCACCUGUCUUCCCAAGUGAUGUGCAAAAAUUUUCGGCGACGCCGCUGAUGGAAUCUUUCGAGGAGUUGGAGAUGGCAUUUACAAGCGGUCCAUGUUUCACAAGCAUACUGAGUCAGACCCCUAUUCCAUCUAACUGAGUGUUGUCUACAGUGGCUGGCAGCAAAUCUCAGGCUGGAAUCUUCCCCCAGCCUACCAGGAUAUGGUUCUGAAUAUGACAGAUCUAGAGAGAAACGCAGGAGGCUGUGCUUGUACCACUGGAUCCAUCUAGCUCAGCAGUUUCCAAACCGACUGAGCUAGGUGGAUUUCAGAUGGGCGCAUUUCCCUACGUUACAUGCACAGCUCGGUUGGUUGGAGCGUGAUGAAGAUAACGCCAAGGUUGCAGGUUCGAUCCCCAGCUGCCUAUUCUUGCAUUGCAGGGGGUUGGGCUAGAUGACCCCCCGGGGUCCCGUCCAACUGUUGUUGUUUAGUCGUUUAGUCGUGUCCGCCUCUUCGUGACCCCCUGGACCAGAGCACACCAGGCACUCCUGUCUUCCACUGCCUCCCACAGUUUGGUCAGACUCAUGCUGGUAGCUUCGAGAACACUGUCCCACCAUCUCAUCCUCUGUCGUCCCCUUCUCCUUGCACCCUCCAUCUUUCCCAGCAUCAGGGUCUUUUCCAGGGAGUCUUCUCUUCUCAUGAGGUGGCCAAAGUCUUGGAGCCUCAGCUUCAGGAUCUGUCCUUCCAGUGAGCACUCAGGGCUGAUUUCCUUCAGAAUGGAGAGGUUUGAUCUUCUUGCAGUCCAUGGGACUCUCAAGAGUCUCCUCCAGCACCAGAAUUCAAAAGCAUCCAUUCUUCGGCGAUCAGCCUUCUUGAUGGUCCAGCUCUCACUUCCAUAUAUCACUACUGGGAAAAGCAUAGCUUUAACUAUACAGACCUUUGUUGGCAAGGUCCAACUCUACAAUUCUAUUAUUUUACAUGGAGAGGCUAGAGAUUGAACCUGGGAUCUAAUGUAUGCAAAGCAGGUGCUUUUCCCACGUAGUUACAAUCCUUGUCCGUGUGGGUUUGUGAGUUGCUUUUUCGUAUUUGGAGACCAGCUUGCCUCAAAGUUAAAAUGCCAUUCCCCCCUGCUCAACCUCCUUUAUCUCUUUUUUUAUUUUUAGAUCAAACUCAAAGAGAUCUUUGAGACUACCUCGCAGAUCACCCUCAUCCUGGAGCUGGUGACAGGUGGCGAGCUGUUUGACAGGUAACCAGCAAGAAGCCCUCCGCCGAACUGGCAGGUUCUUAAUAAAAGGUGACAAAUUGCACCGAGGAAGGGGAAAGGGAUGGUAAUUUGUGUCAGAGCGACCUGCAGAGAAGCCGUGUGUGUUAUUGUGUGUGUGUGUUGGGAUAGAGAGAGGGGGGUGUUGAGGACUACAGUACCCAUAUUUUUCGCUCUAUAAGAUGCACCAGACCACGAGACGCACCUAGUUUUUGGAGGAGGAAAACAAGAAAAAAUAUAUUCUGAAUCUCAGAAGCCAGAACAGCAAGAGGGAUCGCUGCGCAGCGAAAGCAGAGAUCCCUCUUGCUGUUCUGGCUUCUGGGAUAGCUGCGCAGCCUGCAUUCGCUCCAUAAGACGCACACACGUUUCCCCUUACUUUUUAGGAGGGAAAAAGUGAGUCUUAUAGAGCAAAAAAUAUGGUACUUUAUGAUGGCCAUUCUCGACCAUCACUGUCAAUUCCCGCUGCAGAUUCUCUGCGAUCUCUUUUCUCUCCCUCCAUCACACUCACUAAAAAAAAGUUCCGCUCACUCCAGUGCCAGAAAGCUUGUCCUUUCAAAGGCCCAGUUAUCUACAUUUCAUUGCUCCAAGUGUGCAAAGGGCUUCGUUUUUAAACAUGCGCUUUGCACAUGAGCAGAGACAAUCUCGUCUCAUAUACAAAAACUGUAUUUAUUUUUUUAAAUAAAAUGUUGUUUGACAGUUAGCAAAACAAACUCUAUGCAGAGGUACCGGGGCUGCGCUGGUUGAACUCUUUCAAUAUUACUGCUAUUCCAACGAGAGCCAUACUCAGAGGGGACCCAUUUUACCACUCGAGCAGCGUAUAAAUUUUACGAAAUAAACAAAAUGAAUAAAAUAAGUUCAACGGGCCCCCAGAAAUCAAUGCAUCGCCUUGAGGGUGAUGAUGAGGAAUAUGUCCCCAAAUAUUCAAAUCUCCUUUUGCUCUUCCCACUGGUAAAGUAAAGGUAAAGGGACCCCUGACCAUGAGGUCCAGUCGUGACCGACUCUGGGGUUGCGGCGCUCAUCUCGCUUUAUUGGCCGAGGGAGCCGGCGUACAGCUUCCGGGUCAUGUGGCCAGCAGGACUAAGCCGCUUCUGGCAAACCAGAGCAGCGCACGGAAACGCCGUUUACCUUCCCACCUAUUUAUCUACUUGCACUUUGACGUGCUUUCGAACUGCUAGGUUGGCAGGAGCAGGGACCGAGCAACAGGAGCUCACCCCAUCAUUGCGGGGAUUUGAACCACCAACCUUCUGAUCGGCAAGUCCUAGGCUCUGUGGUUUAACCCACAGCGCCACCCGCGUCCCUCCUUCCCACCGGUACCAACCGUAAAUUCAGACCAACUGCAACCUAUAGUUAAGAAGAUCAGGUUCUGAAGCCCUGGGUUCAAAUUAUCCCACUCAGCUAUGAAGCUCACUGGGUGACCUGUCUCAACCUGAUCAACGGGCUGCCGUGAGGAUAAAAUGGGGGGUGGGGAACCACAUGCUUCGCCUUGAGCUCCUUGGGAAGAACGUUGGGUGAUAAAUGUCAAUAAGGCUCAGAAAGGGAGAAUCAAAACAGCCACUUCUGGCGAACCAGAGCAGCGCAAGGAAACGCCAUUUACCUUCCCGCCGGAGCGGUAACUAUUUAACUACUUGCACUCUGACGUUUUUCGAACUGCUAGGUUGGCAGGAGCAGGGACCGAGCAACGGGAGCUCACCCCGUCAUUGCGGGGAUUCGAACCGCCGACCUUCUGAUCGGCAAGUCCUAGGCUCUGUGGUUUAACCCACAGUGCCACCCGGCAAAGUGAAAACAUGGCAACUUUCGAACCCAACACCUUGUGCCAACCUCUGCCCUCUUUCAGGAUCGUUGAACGGGGUUUCUACAGCGAGAAAGACGCAGCUCACGUGGUGAAGCAGAUCCUGGAAGCUGUUUCCGUAAGUCAUCCCUCUCUCCUGUUCGGGUUUUUUCUCUCUCCAGAAGACCCUCCGAGCUGGAUAUCAGUGUCCGGGCUGGACGAUGGGCGUGGAGAUGCUCCUUCAGGUAUACUGGGCCGUUUAGGGCUUGAAAGGUCAGACCCAACACUUUGAAUUGUGCUCACAAACGUUCUGGGAGCCAAUGUAGGUCUUUCAGGACCAGUGUUAUAUGUACAUAAUACUCUGGCUCCAAUACGCUUCCACCACUGACGUUGGAAGCUGAGUACACACAAUGAUGUUAGCAGUCUAUACCCUGCAGAUUCCUGAGAGAUAUUCCUGUUCAGUGUGUAUUUUCCUGCAAACCAGUUUCCCUCCGAAUGGGAAACGGAAACCAUAGUCAUGCUGAGGUGUGUCCCUUUCAGGCAGCCACUGAGCAUGCUCAGAUGAGAGCACACCCUCGGAUGGCUGCUUCAGGGAACCGGAGUUUGGCGCAGGGAAACAAAUCAGGGAAUGGGCAACGGGUGAAAAUUCAAAGACUAUCUUCAGAAACACUGCAAAAUUAAGGAAUGUUAGAGUGAUGUUGGACUGAAAAUAAGUGGUUUCCAGCUGAAAAGGUUAAAGUUAAGGAUAGAUUAAGAUUAAAGAUUAAGAUUAAAGAAGUUUAAAGAAAUGGAAAUUUGAUUUUAAAAGGGAAAAACUUUAAAGCUAUAUGAUAUUAAGAUCAAGGAUUAGGUUUAAAAAAGUUGAAGUUAUAUAUUUUAACAUUUUACUAAAUUAAAGAUUGGGAUUAAAAAAGUGGAAAAGAAACUGCUGGACAAAUAAUGUGGAUUGGAAUACAAAAGAGGGAGGUAUGAGGAAGUCCAGAAAAUAAGUAACUUAAAAUUGGAAAUGGAAAAGAGAGUUUGUUUUUAAUUGUUUUGUGUUUAUAUUGUUAAGUUUUGUAUUGUUUUUUGUGUGUGUUGUUUUUCUUUUUUUGUUGUUUAAAACUUUAAUAAAAAAAUUAUUAAAAAAAAAAAACACAAAUCAGGGAAUGGGCAACGGGUGAAAACACCGAUGCCCUUUUUCUGGUCUGUGCGGCAAAUCACAGAGCGGAGGAACAACCUCACUGAAUUUGAAGUCGCUCAAGUGCGCAUACCCUGCAUUUCAAGGCGGAUUCCUCCCCCAAAUCAGCUUUGCUCCAAACUGAGAAAAAGAACAAACUAGCAGAUAAUGUGUUCACAGCCUUAGUGAAAUACGAGGCCCCCACGACACACAAUCCCCGGGUGCGGGGCAGACCGAAAUUCAGCAACUUCCUCAAAAGUUCCAUUUAUGCUAAUCCUUGCAAAGCUGAGCUGUUGCUUUCUCAUACCUUCCGACGUGAGUGAAAUGGCCACCUCCUGCCUCGCUGGUGUGUGUGUGUGUUUUAUUUCAUUUUUAUUAACUGUCACUAUCUUUUAAAGCUCCCCGUCUUUCCAAUCUCUUGCAAUCGGCAACCUGUGAAAUUAAGAUUGGCACCAGCAGCUCCCUAGGCUGGUAACACAAUUUGCACGGCAUCUGUUGUUUGUUUGGGUGAGAGGAGCCAGAGAAAGCGGAUGCCAAGGGACCACCAGGCGGAACAAAAGGGGGGAGAGGGGGGUUAUUUGCUGUAGGGCAGGACAAGUUAGUCCUGUGAGGGUUAAUAGCUGGCGCACAAAAGGUAAAAGGUAAAGGUCCCCUGGACGGUUAAGUCCAGUCAAAGGUGACUAUGGGGUUGUGGUGCUUAUCUUGCUUUCAGGCCAAGGGAGCCACGUUUGUCCGCAGACAGCUUUCCGGGUCAUGUGGCCAGCGGGACUAAACUGCUUCAGGCGCAUGAUGGAAACCAGAGCACACGAAACGCCAUCUACCUUCCUGCCACAGCCGUACCUAUUUAUUUACUUGCACUUUUGGGCGUGCUUUCGAACUGCUAGGUUGGCAGGAGCAGGGACCGAGCAACAGGAGCUCACCCGUCACUGCGGGGAUUUGAACUGCCAACCUUCUGAUCAGCAAGUCCUAGGCUCUGUGGUUUAACCCACAGCGCCACCCACGUCCCAUUUAGGAAAAGUUAAAAGGUAAAGGAACCCCUGAUCAUUAGGUCCAGUCGCGGACGACUCUGGGGUUGCGGCGCUCAUCUUGCUUUAUUGGUUGAGGGAGCCGGCGUACAGCUUCCGGGUCAUGUGGCCAGCAGGACUAAGCCGCUUCUGGCGAACCAGAGCAGCGCACGGAAACGCCGUUUACCUUCCCGCCGGAGCAGUACCUAUUUAUCUACUUGCACUCUGACGUGCUUUUGAACUGCUAGGUUGGCAGGAGCUGGGACAGAGCAAUGGGAGCUCACCCCGUCAUUGCGGGGAUUCGAACCGCCGACCUUCCGAUCGGCAAGCCCAAGAGGCUCAGUGGUUUAGACCACAGCGCCACCCGCAUCCCUCCUGGAACACAAAUGCACACCUGGUAAGGACCCAUCUCACCUGGGCAAUCAGCACUAAGCUACCUUCAGCACCAGAGAUCAGCUGACCUUUAGGAGAGGUCAGCUGAUGCCAUAGGCUCUUUAAAACAUGAGCCCAGAAGUUCAAGAGGAGUCGGUGUGCAUGUCUCUGUAAAGAUACAUAUGUCUGUUUGUCUAUCUUCUGGGUUGUAUGUGGCUAAGUUCUACUCCAAGAAGACACCUAAGGUAGAGGCUUCCUCAAACUCGAGACUACAAUUUCCAUCAUCCCUGACCACUGGUCCUGCUAGCUAGGGAUCACAGGAGUUGUAGGCCAAAAAUAUCUGGAGGGCCGAGUUUGAGGAAGCCUGCCUUACGCGGUAUCUAAGAGCCCGUAUAGAAUCCUUAUGUAGGUUCUCUAUCGGUAGGAGAAAAUAACAGAGUCCAACCAGAGAAUAUUGAGAAGCAAAGCAGCUAGUAAGCCUGAUCUUUAUUAAACUGUUGGAAAAGGGUCCCCCACUCCCCCACACAGGGAAGGAGGAGGAACCCAGAAGGAUGUUGUGUAAGCCCUUAUAUAGACUUUUGAAAUUGCCUCCCCUGUAGCUCAAGUCCACCUCCCAAAACAUCAUACAUACAUCACAGAAGGGGAGGUCUACAGCAGAAUCCUGUCUGGCAGGAAACCUGUUAACCUGGAUUUACCUGGCCAGCCUGGCCAUUCUUUUGUGAUGAUAAAUACUUAAUUCCUGAGUGCAGGUCACAGGCUCACCCUAUUCAUAUACAAAUGUGCCCUUAAGGCAGGAUUUGUGAGCCGAGAGACAAGGCUUUUCCCAUUUCCAUCCAAACUGCAGAAGAAUAUUUGAGGUCACUGAAAGAGUCAAAAUGGCUUUAGGACUGUUUUCCUGCACUGUUUCAGACAUGUGGUUUCUAUAUUUAUGUAUGUGUUUGCCUGGUACAUUUAUGAACAUUUAUUUUAUAUCUUAGUCCUUGUAAUUCUCAUAACAGUAAGGUAAAGGUAAAGGGACCCCUGACCAUUAGGUCCAGUCGUGACCGACUCUGGGGUUGCGGCGCUCAUAUCACUUUAUUGGCCAAGGGAGCCGGCGUACAGCUUCCGGGUCAUGUGGCCAGCAUGACUAAGCCGCUUCUGGCGAACCAGAGCAGCGCACGGAAACGCCGUCUACCUUCCCGCCGGAGCGGUACCUAUUUAUCUACUUGCACUUGGACGUGCUUUUGAACUACUAGGUUGGCAGGAGCAGGGACAGAGCAACGGGAGCUCACCCCGUCAUUGCGGGGAUUCGAACCGCCGACCUUCUGAUCAGCAAGUCCUAGGCUCUGUAGUUUAACCCACAGCGCCACCGUGUCUGCUCCGAGUUGGACUAACAUUGGCCACAUGUAUACGUAUAUUACAUGUGGUGCUUUUUUCUUUAAAAAAAUGUUUAGGUAAAGGUACCCCUGCCCGUACGGGCCAGUCGUGUCCGACUCUAGGGUUGUGCGCUCAUCUCACUCUAUAGGCCGGGAGCCAGCGCUGUCCGCAGACACUUCCAGGUCACGUGGCCAGUGUGACAAGCUGCAUCUGGUGAGCCAGCGCAGCACACAGAACGCCGUUUACCUUCCCGCUGGUAAGCGGUCCCUAUUUAUCUACUUGCACCCGGAGGUGCUUUCGAACUGCUAGGUUGGCAGGAGCUGGGACCGAACGACGGGAGCGCACCCCGCCAUGGGGAUUCGAACCGCCGACCAUGCGAUCGGCAAGUCCUAGGCGCUGAGGUUUUACCCACAGCGCCACCCGCGUCCCACCCAUUUUGACGCGAGAAAAUCACCAUUUUAUCAGGAAAAAUAAAUACAGUAAAUGGACAAAAGUACGAAGAUUCACAAAAUGCUUGAGGUGUCCGUACCCCCCAGGAAAAAAAGCACUGAUUACACGUGUGUGAGAGAAUCUUAUAUAUAUAUUUGGCACAUGCAGAUAUAUCUACGUACAGAGAAUAUUAGCUAGGUCACCCUUUCUCUUUAUUAAAGGUCAGUGUGAGACUGUUUCCAUGGAAACCAAGGGUAUUUUUUUUUUCCUUCUUCCUUUCUUUUUGGUUUUUAAUGAGGUGAGGAAAAUCCUAAAGGACAGUAUCCCACGUAAAUGCUCUGCGGAGAUUUCGACUGCACCAUUCUGCACAGGCAGAAUAAUAGCGCCCUAGCAGCAAAAGAUUAAAGCAGCCUGCAAGUUGAGUGAAUCGUACAAAUGGCUUGCAGACUCUAGGGGGCAAAAAUAAAAGCAAAGUUCGGCUUGUAACAGUUUGGGUGGAUUUUGACAACUGUCACGGAUCGUCUCCCGUGUUGAAACCGGUUGCCCUGAAAUUUCUGUGUUCUCCCUACGCUGUCGGGGGCAGCGAGGCCUCUGAACACCAGUUUCUGGGAACCUCAAAUGUGUAGAAAGUGUUAGGUUGUGGGUGAACAUAUCAGACGACACAGCGAUUCUUCCAAAGCAGCUCUUUAUUUGUAAGCUGGAACAGAACUGAGCUGAGGAGCUCAGUGAGCCUGCUUAUAUAGAGCUCCCCUAGAAUGCAACAGUAACCAUUUUCUGUAACUAGCCAAUCACUGAACGUCACUUUCGAUCCUUCAUUUGCAUACAAACUAUCCAAUCACUGAACGUCACUUUCGAUCCUUCAUUUGCAUAACUAUCUACAGUAUCCCCCUGCUGGCCCAGGGUGAGAACUUCAGUACAUAACAGAAAGUACAGUGGUACCUUCGUUCUCAAACUUAAUCCAUUCCGGAAGUCCGUUCCGAAACCAAAGCGUUCCAAAACCAAGGCUCGCUUUCCCAUGAUGCAUGUAACCCAAGGAAAUGUUGAAUAAAAGCAAUUUAAAUAACACCACCUGGAGGGUAUUUUCACCUUUCCCCUCGUUGUCUUCCGCAGUAUUUGCACGCAAAUGGCGUGGUCCACCGUGACCUGAAACCGGAGAAUCUCCUCUACGCAGAUCUCUCUCCAGAUGCUCCUCUCAAAAUUGGUACGUUCCCCCACCACCACCUCCAAAAUGAUUUCCCAGGCAAAUGUUCUGUUUUGUCUCAUAAUAUUUCCUUCUGGCCCCAUGCCAACUCUGGGCAUCUAAGGGAACCAGAGGGGUCUGGAUCAGUGUUUCCCAAACUUUUGGUCUCCGGCGGUUUUUGGACUACAAUUCCCAUCAUUCCUGCUACCUAGGGAUGAUGGGAGUUGUAGUCCAAAAACAGCAGGAGACCCAAGUUUGGGAAAACACCGUUCUGGAUCUUUUGAGAGGCUGCGCUUCCUUGGCCACGUCUCACCUGAGUGCAGCUAUCCUAGUGGGAAAGAUUGGGGGUGCGGAGAACAGAGCUCGUCCCAUUUGUUUUAACGGGGUCGCCUUUGAAAUAUGUCAAUAUGGGUACAAUAUGGGUACUCAUAUAUGUCAAUAUGAGUACAAUAUGGGCAUGUCUUUAAGUUAACAUCUUACAUUAAAAACCUGACAGUACCAAACUAUCGAAGGCUUUUCACCAAAGCCAGACUAAACGUCUUUCCUUAUGCAGUGUUGGAUGGCAGGUUGAAAGGAGUUCCCUACCAGGACAGACUUUGCUCGUGUGCCCAAGACAUCGAUUCCAUAAAACAUAUUUUGUUGCACUGUGCAAAAUAUGAGCAAGCCAGGGCUGAACUGAUACUACCCUUGCUGGUAUCUUUCUUGGGAAAAUCAGAGGCUCGCUAUGUCAGGUUCCUAUUGGAAGACUUGACAAACGCUAGAUCAUUAGCUGUGGCAAAGUUUUUAUCGGUGGUUGCAAGAACCAAUGAUCCCUAUAUUCUGAACAAAAUGCUUGUUUAACCUGGAGGUAGGCUGUCUGAAUUGUGUAUUGCUUUGUAACGAUUUGUUGGGUCUCUGGACCGUAAUAAAGAUUGUUGUUGUUGAUGUUGAAAUAUGUCCCUCCCUCUCCAUUUUGCACCAGGUGAUUUUGGACUGUCCAAGAUUGUGGAUGAGCAGGACACGAUGAAGACAGUGUGUGGCACCCCCGGAUACUGUGGUGAGUGGGUGAAAGCAGAGAUAGACCCAGCUUGUUUAGGGGCUGUCGAAACUAGAACUCUGUGCCAAGAGAGAGGGCAUAAUAUACAGUGGUACCUCGGAUUACAUACGCUUCAGGUUACAGAUUCUGCUAACCCAGUUAUAGUGCUUCAGGUUAAGAACAAUGCCAUUAUUAUUAUUAUUAAAGCAAAGACGAAGGACAGGAUAGAAAAUAAUAAUAAUAAUAAUAAUAAUAAUGGCAUUGUUUUGCUGUUUUGUUUUAAUUAUCUCCUUGUUUUUAUCCUGCAUUUUAUUCCGUGAACCACACUGAGAUCGUAUGAUGAAGGGCAGUAUAUAAAUUUAGUAAAUAAAUAUUAAAUUUGUCAGGAACCCCCCCCCAACCUGGAGUCCUGUGUCCAGUUCUGGGCACCACAGUUUUAGAAGGACAUUCCCUCACAGGGAACCAGGCAGAGGGCCUUCUCGGUAGUGGCACCCGCCCUGUGGAACACCCUCCCAGCAGAUGUCAAGGAAAUAAACAACUAUCUGACAUUUAGAAGACAUCUGAAGGCAACCCUGUUUAGGGAAGUUUUGAAUGACCGACGUUUUAAUGUAUUUUUAAUCUUUUGUUGGAAGCCGCCCAGAGUGGCUGGGGAAACCCAGCCAGAUGAGCAGGGUAUAAAUAAAAAUUAUUAUUAUUAUUAUUAUUAUUAUUAUUAUUAUUGGCAAGCUAGAACGUUCACAGAGGAGGGCGACCGAGAUGAUAAAUGGUCUGGGAACCAUUGAGUUGAGGGGGUUGGGGGUGUUUUUCUCCUGGAGAAGACUUGGGAGGGGACACGGCACGAAUUCGCAGAUCACUGCAAGGAUUGAAUUUAAGACGGGGAAACUGAAUUGGACGGAUCCUUCCAGCCCUGCAAAAAUCUGUGCCUGACCUUGUGAGCUUUUCCCUUCCUCCUCCUCCACCAGGAGCUAAGUUUUUCUCACCCUUUCGAAAUCUCAUGCACACAUGCAACUCACUGGGGAAUAAGUGGUAAAUUAAGAAUAUGCCCCGCUGCUGCUGCUGCUGCUGCUGCCUCCUCCUCCGCCUUGGCAGCUUCCAAAGGAUGCAAGCCUGUCAACGCCUCCCACAAACUAACUGCGGCAGGUGUGAAAGGAUGGCUGAGCGCGAAAGGAGCAGAGGGGGGGGGAGAGAGAGAGAGGAACGGGUGGGCGAAGGAUGAUGCAUAUGCUAGCUGCCUGUGCUCCUAUCUUUUUUCCAAUUUUAUUUCACUCUUCCAACGCCUCCAGCACCCGAGAUUCUCCACGGUUCUCCCUACGGCCCAGAAGUGGAUAUGUGGUCUGUCGGUGUCAUCACAUAUAUCUUGUGAGUAACGUUAAAAUGCUUUGACACAUCGCGAUUCCUCCUUCCUCUCCCCUCCUUCCAGCUUCAUCCGUGCGCAGGCCCAAUGGGCGAAACGCCUUUGCCUCUACAGUGGUACCUUGGUACUCAAAUGGUUUAAAGGUAAAGGUAAAGGGACCCCUGACCAUUAGGUCCAGUCGUGGCCGACUCUGGGGUUGCGGCGCUCAUCUCGCUUUAUUGGCCGAGGGAGCCGGCGUACAGCUUCUGGGUCAUGUGGCCAGCAGGACUAAGCCGCUUCUGGCGAACCAGAGCAGCGCAUGGAAACGCCGUUUACCUUCCUGCCAGAGCGGUACCUAUUUAUCUACUUGCACUUUGACGUGCUUUCAGACUGCUAGGUUGGCAGGAGCAGGGACCGAACAACGAGAGCUCACCUCGUCAUUGCAGGGAUUCGAACCGCCGACCAUCUGAUCGACAAGUCCUAGGCUCUGUGGUUUAACCCACAGCGCCACCCGUGUCCCUGGUUUAGCUGCUGAACAAAUCAGCUCCCAAACGCCGCAAACCCGGAAGCGGGUGUUCCGGUUUGCAAACGUUUUUCAAAGCCAAACAUCCAUCGCGGCUUCCGAUUGAGUGCAGGAAGCUCCCGCAGCCAAUCGGAAGCUGCGCCUUGGUUUUCAAACAGUUCCGGGAGUAUGGGACAGCUGCAUAUUCCUGCACUGGACUAGAUGAUCCUCAAGGUCCCUUCCAACUCUACUGUUCUACGAUUCCUUGAUUCUCAAGGCAGCUCCCCACGGACUGGAGCCCUAAGCCAUUUCUAAGUCACCUCUAGCUAAGGUAUGAGAACGUUUGCAUAGGGAUAAAGACAUCCCACUGAUGUGUGGGAAUGUUCAGGAUGGCAGGAGAGGAUAUAUUGUUUAUUAAUAUCCUUCCUAACUUGCACUAGCAAGUUCCUUUACUUAGCAGAGUUACAUUCCCCUUUUUACAUGCCCAGCAGAUAGCUGGUUGCAGGCUCGUGUGAGCCUCUCACUAUUAUACAACUCAGUCUGCCUUCAGAUUGAAUUGUACAUUCCUUGUAAGUUUCCUUGAAUCCCUCUUAUAAGAAUAAAGAAGCCACAAUCUUAUUCAAAGUCAAUAAAAGAAGUUGACUCACAUCAUUUCACAGUUGGAUUCCUAAAGGCAGACUUGGUUACAAAUAUGUACAUGUGGAUCUACCCCAUAAGGGGGAAUAAUCCCAGUGCUUCUGCUAGCAGAGUAAAAAGGUAAAGGGACCCCUGACCAUUAGGUCCAGUCGUGACCGACUCUGGGGUUGCGGCGCUCAUCUCGCUUUACUGGCUGAGGGAGCCGGCGUACAGCUUCCGGGUCAUGUGGCCAGCAGGACUAAGCAGCUUCUGGCGAACCAGAGCAGCGCACGGAAACGCCGUUUACCUUCCCGCAGGAGUGGUACCUAUUUAUCUACUUGCACUUUGACGUGCUUUCGAACUGCUAGGUUGGCAGGAGCAGGGACCGAACAACAGGAGCUCACCCCGUCGCGGGGAUUCGAACUGCCGACCUUCUGAUCGGCAAGUCCUAGGCUCUGUGGUUUCCUAGCUAAAAGCUAGUCAAAAAAAGAAGGAAGUAAAAAAGAGAGAGAGAGAGAUUGCUGCGUGACUCGUCCUUUUGUUACCUGGACAGUUUAGGUCACGGCCACCUUCUAUCACAUGCAAAAGGAAGGAUGCUCCAGCCAGGAGGAACAGGAAGCUUCUCCUGGCUGGUCCAAACACUCCCUCGCAUGUUUUCUCUAGCGUUACCAGGAAUGUUGUACUUGACCGCCUCUCAUGGAUCACAUCCCACACGAUGCCCCUCUGGCAUGUACACAAACAGAAAGCGAACCUGACACGAAUGAAGCUGUGCUGAUGUGAACAGCUGGCGGGAGGGAGCUUGCAGGACACGCUGUUGUUUUGUGGGGGGGGAGAGUACUUCACUAAGGCGGUACUGUGACAUGAAUCCCCCUCCCCCCCGAGAACUGCAUGCAUCGAAACCCAGAGGGAUCAGGGUGACGGAUGUAGCAAGAGUAAGGUUAGCCACUUUCUGCACCACCCCUCGCAGCGACACUGACAAAGGGAGGCUUGACCUCCUUUCUCUCUCCUGCCCGCUGCCGCUGUUUCCAUUGACCUAAAUGGAACAGAUGGCGGUCACAGCCCGUCAAAAUAUGUUGGGUUUCCAUUGGUUUGGCUUGUUAGGAUUUACACACACACACACAAUCUCUAGCCAAGUUGAAAGUAAACGCAGCCCUGAGGCUUUUUGCUUAAACAUUUCAGCAGCAAGCAGAUGAUUAUUUUUUCCCCAAAAACUCCCUCCCCCCCCGACUGAAUAGACACUGAUGCUGAGGAGAGCCAAGCAGCAGAUGUGUGUGUGUGUUUUAAGAGACGCAGGUGGCACUGUGGUCUAAACCACUGAGCCUCUUGGGCUUGCUGAUCGGAAGGUCGGUGGUUCGAAUCCCCGCGAAGGGGUGAACUCCCGUUGCUCCUGCCAACCUAGCAGUUUGAAAGCAUGCCAGUGCAAGUAGAUAAAUAGGUACAGCUGCGGCGGGAAGGUAAACGGCGUUUCUGCGCGCUCUGGUUUCUGUCACGGUGUCCUGUUGUGCCAGAAAUGGUUUAGUCCUGCUGGCCACAUGACCUUUAAAGCUGUCUGUGAACAAACGCCGGCUCCCUCGGCCUGAAAGCGAGAUGAGCGCUGCAACUCCGUAGUCGCCUUUGACUGGGGUCCUUUACCAUAUUUUAAGCCUAUGUUGCAGCAAAGGAAGCAUGAACUUGAAAAACAUGCUGCCCCCCUCGAACGUCAGAUCCAUUACUUCACCAGUGGAAUCUUCAGAGGGUUAGGAUUCUGCAAGGACUGGUGCCCAGUUAUUGAAACCUGAGUCGAUUAGUCAUACGAGUUUUGCAAGUAGAUUGAUGGAUCGUUCAGUUGCACUUCGGUAUUUUGUGGGCUGGUGGGGGUGGCAUAGUUCUGGAGCCCUAGUUAUUCUUUGUAUGUGUGCCUGCUGAAAUCAUGUGGUUUAGCAAUUACCGUAUUUUUUGCUCUAUAAGACUCACUUUUCCCCUCCUAAAAAGUAAGGGGAAAUGUGUGUGCGUCUUAUGGAGCGAAUGCAGGCUGCGCAGCUAUCCCAGAAGCCAGAAGAGCAAGAGGGAUUGCUGCUUGCACUGUGCAGCGAUCCCUCUUGCUGUUGUGGCUUCUGAGAUUCAGAAUAUUGUUUUUCUUGUUUUCCUCCUCCAAAAACUAGGUGCAUCUUGUGGUCUGGUGCGUCUUAUAGAGUGAAAAAUACGGUAAUUCCUCUUCCCAGAUCAGUAACUCACAGAGAGAGGUAGCGGGCAUAAUCCUCAGGUAUUUAGAGCUUUAUUAAUUUGAGGGUAACUACAACACACGUCGGCCUGUGUGUGUCCGUUUAUCAUCACCUUUCUCCUCAAUAUUUUAUGUAAACCAUUUACAGGUGUUUUAUUAUUAUUAUUCUGUUCUUUUAAAAAAAAUUUCCCCAGGCUGUGCGGCUUCGAGCCUUUUUUUGACCCGAGAGGAGACCAAUAUAUGUACAGCAGGAUCCUAAACUGUGACUACGAGUUUGUCUCUCCCUGGUGGGAUGAAGUGUCUCUCAACGCCAAGGAUUUGGUGAGUUGCUUUGAGCCCUACCCAGACAAGGGAGCCAGCUUGUGGGAAUGUUCAGGGUGGCAGGAGAGGAUAUUGUUGUUGUUGUUGUUUAGUCGUUUAGUUGUGUCCGACUCUUUGUGACCUCCUGGACCAGAGCACGCCAGGCACUUCUGUCUUCCACUGCCUCCCGCAGUUUGGUCAAACUCAUGCUGGUAGCUUCGAGAACACUGUCCAGCCAUCUCGUCCUCUGUCUUCCCCUUCUCCUUGUGCCCUCCAUCUUUCCCAGCAUCAGGGUCUUUUCCAGGGAGUCUUCUCUUCUCAUGAGGUGGCCAAAGUCUUGGAGCCUCAGCUUCAGGAUCUGUCCUUCCAGUGAGCACUCAGGGCUGAUUUCCUUAAGAAUGGAUAGGUUUGAUCUUCUCGCAGUCCAUGGGACUCUCAAGAGUCUCCUCCAGCACCAGAAUUCAAAAGCAUCCAUUCUUCGGUGAUCAGCCUUCUUUAUGGUCCAGCUCUCACUUCCAUACAUCACUACUGGGAAAACCAGAGCUUUAACUAUAUUGUUUAUUAAUAUCCUUCCUAACUUGCAUUAGCAAGUUACUUUACUUAGCAGAGUGCAUUCCCCUUUACACAGCAGAAAACUGGUUGCAAACUCGUGUGAGUUUCUUAAGACAAUACGCAAUUCAAGCUGGCUUGUCCAGGUUGAAAUGUGUUCUAAUAUUUUCCUGGUAAGACCCCUUUGUAGUGAUCAGGUGGGAUUGCUAUGAGGAAUUAUAACAAAUACAGAGAAAGCCAUCUGUGUCAGCAAUGAAAGCAUUGCGUUGACUGGGUUUAAACUAUUUUGAUAUGAUUCUUGAUCAGUCCACACCUCUGCAUCCCUGUUCCAUGGAUCCCGCUGGCUGUUUUGGCUUCCUCUUUAGCCCUACGCAACCUCUCCCUCAUGGGAGAAGCUGCGCGGGGCUAAAGAAGCCAUAGCCCCGUGCAGCCUCUCCCUGCCGGAAGGGCUGCGCGCAGCUAUCCCUGAAGCCUGGAGAGCGAGAGGGGUCGGUGCGCACCGAUGCCUCUCGCUCUCCAGGCUUCAGCGAAAGCAACGCGAAGCCUUUGGAGCAUGGAGGGAGUGCUCCCUCUGCGCUUCGGAGGCUUAGCGUUGCUAUAGCUGAAGCCAAGGAGCCUGCAUUCGCUCCAUAGGACGCACACACAUUUCCCCUCUAUUUUUGGAGGGGGGAAGUGCAUCCUAUAGAGCGAAAAAUACGGUAAUAAUGUCAAGCAUCCAAGCCUCUGAGCAGAAUCAAGGCAUCCAGGCCUCAUCACCCACCUUGUCAUGGCUGGUCUUUUCCAGGUUCAGAAACUGAUCGUUCUGGACCCCCAGAAGAGGCUCACAGUGCAACAGGCUCUGGAGCACCCCUGGGUGAUGGGCAAAGCUGCCAAGUUCGCCCACAUGGACAGCACACAGAAGAAGCUGCAGGAGUUCAACGCGAGGCGCAAGCUGAAGGUAAUGGCACAAAGAGCUCCGGCGGGGCUGGCAUAGUGAUGGAGGCAAUAAGCUGAAGCCGAGGAGCGCAAUCUCUAAAACACAGCCACUAUGUACACACAUGCGCUGCAGUCUUACCAGUCUUACUCCUCUUCUUUCGUUUGUUGUUGUUGUUUAGUCAUUUAGUUGUGUCCGACUCUUCGUGACCCCCUGGACCAGAGCACGCCAGGCACUCCUGUCUUCCACUGCCUCCCGCAGUUUGGUCAAACUCAUAUUGGUAGCUUCGAGAACACUGUCCCGCCAUCUCGUCCUCCGUCGUCCCCUUCUCCUUGUGCCCUCCAUCUUUCCCAGCAUCAGGGUCUUUUCCAGGGAGUCUUCUCUUCUCAUGAGGUGGCCAAAGUCUUGGAGCCUCAGCUUCAGGAUCUGUCCUUCCAGUGAGCACUCAGGGCUGAUUUCCUUCGGAAUGGAGAGGUUUGAUCUUCUUGCAGUCCAUGGGACUCUCAAGAGUCUCCUCCAGCACCAGAAUUCAAAAGCAUCCAUUCUUUGGCGAUCAGCCUUUUUUAUGGUCCAGCUCUCACUUCCAUACAUCACUACUGGCUUCUUUCAUUACAAGCACAUAAACAACAACAGAAACUUGCCACAGAAUACGGUGGCUGGUAGCUUUCUUAACUUGGUAGGCGUUGCAGUUUUUAACCUCGCUGCUAACGUCCCUGUGGAGAUGGCAGUCCCGAAUUGGUGGCGCAUGCCCUUCUGGCUUGCACUCCUUAUAAAGACUUGAGGAAUGAUAUUAUCACCCCUCUUUUAUUGUCCAUUCUGGGUCGCCCAGCCACUGCCACAGUGUCCUUUCUCUUGGCAGAUCAAGAUGAACAGGUGACAGCAAAGGUGGCAAGGUUUUUAGCUGGGGCAAUCAGAAUAAGGUCCACUAUUUGACUGCUGAUUCAGGACCCUAAAAUGUAUUUUAUACAAUUGAUUUUUUAUUUCUAUUCUUUGUAUAUCCUAUUGUUGUUUUAUUGAUUGUUCUUAGGUAAAUAUACUAGCGUUGAUACUACGUCAAAUGCCUUGUGACUCCAACGUUUUGGCUCCCAAAGCCACAAACCCGGAAGUAAGUGUUCCGGUUUGCAAACUUUUUUUGGAAGCCAAACGUCCAACGCGGCUUCCGCUUGAGUGCAGGAAGCUCCCGCAGCCAAUUGGAAGCAACGCCUUGGUUUUGGAACGUUUUCGGGAGUCAAACCAAAGUAUGACUGUACUAAUAUUAAGUUAUGGCAAUAAUUGGUGAGAAUAUUUUUUUAAAAAAUUGAUUCCCCUCUUCUCAACGUGUCUUACACAGGCUGCGAUGAAAGCUGUGGUAGCAUCUAGCCGGCUUGGCAAUCACGGCCACCAUGACAGCUCCAGGAACGGACGGCACCAAGACACCCCCAAGGAACCGGGACUGGUCGAAGGAGCAAGGGGCGCCCUCCUCCUCGAGGACAACGCUUACAAGAAGACGCCCUCCAGGACCGGCGGGGUGGCGGAUCCUACUCCAGCUGCCUCAGAGAAGCUCGACGAGAGCCACGGUGCCACGGCCGCAGCACUCAACGGCUCCAGCGGCGAAAGUUAG